Messenger RNA from Mesitornis unicolor (brown roatelo), 1740 nucleotides. It is a transcript of the gene SLC11A1, whose product is annotated as solute carrier family 11 (proton-coupled divalent metal ion transporter), member 1. Gene Ontology annotation, cellular component: plasma membrane. The record is from RefSeq and is a predicted model, not a curated record. Bases 1 to 1740 code for a protein of 579 amino acids. Gene Ontology annotation, molecular function: manganese ion transmembrane transporter activity; iron ion transmembrane transporter activity; cadmium ion transmembrane transporter activity. NCBI's taxonomy places the organism in Eukaryota, Metazoa, Chordata, Aves, Mesitornithiformes, Mesitornithidae. Gene Ontology annotation, biological process: metal ion transport. The transcript has 15 exons.
AUGCUCCCAGGACGUGAGUGGGCUGGGGUGGAACUGCGACCAUGUCCUCAUCCCCCGGUGGGCUGCCACCUCCCCUCCUCCUGUUCCUCAAUCCCCCCAGGCCACACCGGGUCUCUGAACCAGGGCCAGGCCCAGACUUAUGGCACCGGUGGGAGCCCUGUGCCCCUGCAGCAGCACCCUGGCUCCCAGGACCAGACCUACCUGGACGAACUCAUCAGCGUCCCCAAGGGCGGUGGGCCCGGCUUCAGCUUUAGGAAACUCUGGGCUUUCACUGGUCCUGGGUUCCUCAUGAGCAUCGCCUACUUGGACCCAGGGAACGUGGAGUCGGACCUGCAGUGUGGGGCAGUGGCGGGGUUCAAGUUGCUGUGGGUGCUGCUGUGGGCCACCGUCCUGGGGCUGCUGUGCCAGCGCCUGGCCAUCCGCCUGGGCGUGGUGACAGGGAAGGACCUGGCUGAGGUUUGCUACCUCUAUUACCCCAAGGUGCCCCGUGUGCUGCUCUGGCUCAUGAUUGAGGUCGCCAUCAUCGGCUCUGACAUGCAGGAGGUGAUUGGGACAGCCAUCGCCUUCAGCCUGCUCUCGGCUGGCCGCAUGCCCCUCUGGGGUGGGGUCCUCAUCACCAUCGUGGACACCUUCUUCUUCCUGUUCCUUGACAAGUAUGGGCUCCGCAAACUGGAGGCUUUCUUUGGCUUCCUCAUCACCAUCAUGGCCCUGACCUUCGGCUACGAGUAUGUGAUGGUGAGGCCGAAGCAGGUGGAGGUGCUGAAGGGCAUUUUCCUGCCCUACUGCCCGGGCUGCGGGCGAGAGGAGCUGCUCCAGGCUGUGGGCAUCGUCGGGGCCAUCAUUAUGCCCCAUAACAUCUUCCUCCACUCCUCCUUGGUCAAGACACGGGCAAUCGACCGAUCCAAGAAGGAGGCAGUGCAGGAGGCCAACAUGUAUUUCCUGACUGAGUCCUGCCUGGCCCUCUUCAUCUCCUUCCUCAUCAACCUCUUUGUCAUGGCUGUCUUUGGCGAGGCUUUCUACCGCCAGCGAAAUGAGGACGUGCACAACAAGUGCGUCAACAGCAGCGUCAGCUGCUAUGCCAGCAUCUUCCCCUCCAACAACGAGACCGUCUCCGUGGACAUCUACCAGGGGGGUGUCAUCCUGGGCUGCUAUUUUGGGGCGGCAGCGCUGUACAUCUGGGCCAUCGGGAUCCUGGCAGCGGGGCAGAGCUCCACAAUGACCGGGACCUACGCGGGGCAGUUCGUCAUGGAGGGCUUCCUCCAGCUCCGCUGGUCUCGCUUUGCCCGGGUGCUCUUCACCCGCUCCUUUGCCAUCCUGCCCACUGUCUUCGUGGCCGCCUUCAAGGAUGUCAGCCACCUCUCCAGCGUGAAUGACCUGCUCAACGUAAUCCAGAGCCUUCUGCUGCCCUUCGCCAUCCUGCCCGUCCUCACCUUCACCAGCCUGCGCCCACUCAUGCAGGACUUCACCAACAGCCUCCUGGGGAAGGUGCUGAUGGCCCUCAUCACAGGGCUGGUCUGUGCCAUCAACAUCUACUUCGUGGUGGAUUUCCUGCCUACACUGCAGGGCUUGCGGUACCACAUUCCCUUGGGCCUGCUGCUGACCGCCUACGUGGUCUUCAUCGCCUACCUGAUCUGGACAUGUGGCAUCGCGCAUGGAGCUCGUUUCCUGGCCCGGGGCCACCACAGCCAGUUCAGCUUUGGUGUCAACUUCAACCCGCCAGCCCUGGAGGGAACCCAGUGA